Molecule: messenger RNA, 1295 nt
Organism: Quercus lobata
Lineage: Eukaryota; Viridiplantae; Streptophyta; Magnoliopsida; Fagales; Fagaceae
Product: protein PYRICULARIA ORYZAE RESISTANCE 21-like
Exons: 3
Coding region: 147-1019 (290 amino acids)
Molecular function (GO): metal ion binding
Source: RefSeq, a predicted model, not a curated record
CUGCUUAAUUUGCCAUAAUAUAUGUACUCUUUGUGUUCACUAACUCUCCUGCACUCUUCGUACUUGAAAUUAAUUUCUCAAUCAAGCUAGCCCCCUUCAGUACUUUUGGUUGAGUUUGAGAUAUCAAUUCAAAGCUAUAUAGAGCCAUGGCGGAGGAAAAGAAAACAACAUUUAUGUGGAUCAAGGUCGACCUUCAAUGCCCUCGCUGCCGCAAGAAGAUCAAGAAAUUGCUUUGUCAAAUCCCUCAAGUACAAGACCAACAAUACAAGGAGAAGGAAAACUUGGUGGUAAUAAAAGUGGUAUGUUGCAGUCCCGAAAAGAUAAAGCAAAAGAUAAUUUGCAAGGGUGGUGAUACCAUUUUGAGCAUUGAGAUCAAAGAGACUGAGAAGAAGACCAAACCACCUGAGAAGGAGAAGCCACCAGAAAAACCUGCUGAGCCUGAGGAGAAGCCACCACCAAAAGAAGAUACUGAACCGGUUUCAAAGCCUCCUGUUGAACCGGUUUGUGUGCCUGUACGGCCGGUUGGAUUUGGGACUUGUUGUACGGAAUGCUCUGAGGGUCGUGGUGGGGGGCCAUGCCUUUAUGGUAUUGGUAGGCCACCACUAACACCAAAACCGGUUCCAAUGCCGGUUCCGGUACCUGUACCGGCUUACCCGGUUGGGUUUGAGACGUGUUGUACGGAAUGUUCUGAGGGUCGUGGUGGGGGGCCAUGCUUUUAUGGUCUUGGUAGGCCACCACUAACACCAAAACCGGUUCCACUGCCGGUUCCUGUACCUGUACCGGCUAACCCGGUUGGAUUUGGGACGUGUUGUACGGAAUGCUAUGAGGGUCGUGAUGGGGGGCCAUGCCAUUAUGGUCAGGGUAGGACACCCCCAUGUUAUGAUGGCUACUAUUAUGGAAGGCCCAUUUGUGAUAGUUAUGGUGGAGGGUGGUAUAGAAGGAGUUGUUAUACUUAUGUGAAUCGAUGUGAUUGUGAUUACUUCGGUGAGGAACCUUCCUCCGGAUGCACCAGCAUGUGAUUGGAAAUUUGCAUGCAUGCAUGCAUGAUGAUGAUAAUGGUGAUCAUGUUCUAGUUGCCUACUUGCAAGUAAAAAAAUAUGUUCUAGACUCUCGUUGCCUAUAUGGCUAUAUAUGUCACAUGGUCCGCGUGGGUUUGAAUUUUCUUUUAUUGGUUUGUAUGAUAUAUAUGAUAUGGGUUUGGUUAAUGAGCGUGCACGGCUGGGGACAAAUGGUUGUUCAUUUUAGUGUUACUUGAGUUGUAAUAAUUUUUUAAAUAUUAAAAACCUUAUAUUAAU